This is a messenger RNA of Clunio marinus, 189 nucleotides long. The record is from the annotation of a GenBank genome assembly. Lineage: Eukaryota; Metazoa; Arthropoda; Insecta; Diptera; Chironomidae.
AUGAGCAUAAAAAAUGGAAGUGAUUUAAAAGCAAUGUCCAGUAGCUGGAAAACGUAUUUAUUCAUGUGCAGUAAAGAGAUAAACUUGAAAAACUGGUUUAUGAGUGUUUGGAAAUGGACAAGAGUCGUUGCUGUUAAUACUAGAAGUUUAAAAGGUGAAGGCUUUUUUUGUGGACAAAAUGUUAAUUAA